Herpailurus yagouaroundi (jaguarundi) is the source of this 1758-nucleotide messenger RNA. RefSeq names its product TRAF family member associated NFKB activator (gene TANK). The coding region runs from base 376 to 1656 and encodes 426 amino acids. The record is from RefSeq and is a predicted model, not a curated record. NCBI's taxonomy places the organism in Eukaryota, Metazoa, Chordata, Mammalia, Carnivora, Felidae. Gene Ontology annotation, biological process: negative regulation of canonical NF-kappaB signal transduction. The transcript is spliced from 8 exons.
ACCCGUCGAACACAAUGGCGGGGAACUUGUGUGUGUGAGCGAGGGCGGUGCGCUGGUAGUACUGGUGCCGCAGGGAAAGAAGCCGAAGAGCUGCGGAGACAACCAGCUCUCAAGAGUGGAGAGGGACGUUGUGCGAGAGAAACCACCCGGGUGUACGUCCCAGAGCGGACCCGGGAGGGGUUUUCCGGGCCCGCGACGUCAGCACUGCAACGCUGUCCCAGCCGUGACGCUCCGUGGGGAGGGAUCCUGCCCAGCUCCGCGUCCAGCGCUCGCGCAGACUUGACCUAUUCGCCGGGAGACAGGGGAGGCAGGGCUUGCGAUGUCUGGACCUGUCAUUUACUCAUCCUUUAUAGUGAUGCUACAGAACAGAAAGGAAUGGAUAAAAAUAUUGGCGAGCAACUCAAUAAAGCUUAUGAAGCCUUUCGACAGGCAUGUAUGGAUAGAGAUUCUGCAGUAAAAGAGCUACAGCAAAAGACUGAAAACUAUGAGCAGAGAAUACGUGAGCAACAGGAACAGCUGUCACUUCAACAAACUAUUAUUGACAAGCUGAAAUCACAGUUACUUCUUAUGAAUUCCAGUCAAGAUAACAGUUUUGGCUAUGUUCCUCUGCUUGAAGACAGUGAAGCAAGAAAGAGUAAUUUGCCUCUUGAUCAGCCACAUGAUAAAGUAAAAUCAGGAAUACCAAGAGAAAAAGAAUUAAAGGUAAGAAGACAAGAGGUUUCUUCUCCUAGAAAAGAAACUUCACCAAGGAGUCUUGGCAUUCCUUUAUUCCAUGAAAGGGCUUAUAUAGAGAAGACUUUCCAGGAUCUAAAAGAAGAAUUUCACAGAAUAUGCAUGCUAGCAAAAGCACAAAAAGACCACUUAAGCAAACUUAAUGUACCAGCCACUGCAACUGAAACACAGUGCUCUCUUCCUGUACAGUGUACGGAUACAACAGAUAAACAAGAAGAGCUGUUUAAGCCUCAGGCUAAAGAUGAUAUAAAUAGAGGUGCACCAUGCAUCACAUCUGUCACACCGAGAGGACUGGCCCGAGAUGAGGAAGAUACCUCUUUCGAAUCACUUUCUAAAUUCAAUGUCAAGUUUCCACCUAUGGACAAUGACUCUACUUUCUUACAUAGCACUCCAGAAAGACCCAACAUCCUUGGUCCUGCCACAUCUGAGGCAGUGUGCCAGGAUAAAUUUAAUAUGGAGUUCAGAGACAACCCGGGAAACUUUGUUAAAACAGAAGAAACUUUAUUUGAAAUUCAGGGAAUUGACCCCAUAGCAUCAGCUAUACAAAACCUUAAAACAACUGACAAAACAAAACCCUCCAAUCUUGUAAACACUUGUAUCAGGACAACUCUGGAUAGAGCUACGUGUUUGCCACCUGGAAACCAUAACACAUUGUAUGUAAAUACAUUACCACUUCAGGACCCACCCGAUGCACCUUUUCCUUCACUUGAUUCCCCGGGAAAAGCUAUCCGAGGACCACAGCAGCCCGUUUGGAAGCCCUUUCCUAAUCAAGACAGUGAUAUAUCAUCGGUACUAAGUGGCACAGGCUCAGAACUGCAUAUACCUCGAGUAUGUGAAUUCUGUCAAGCAGUUUUCCCACCAUCCAUUACAUCCAGGGGGGAUUUCCUCCGGCAUCUUAAUUCACACUUUAAUGGGGAGACUUAAGAUGCAUUUGAAAACAGCUCCGUGUAAUGAUUCUAUGUGAUCAUCAGGUUCUAUGUGAUGAUCUUGGGUUUGUAAUACUAUAAAUACUUGAUUGAAAACUUA